AGCUGAGGCGCGUCCUCCUUCCGCUUUCACUCUCGCGUACGGGGCGCCCCCGGCCUAGCCCGGCCCCCUCUAGCGGUGCCUCUGAGCCCGAGCUCCUCCUCAGGUUUCGGGGGAUGUCGCGCCCGAGCAGCGUCUCCCCGCGGCCUCCCGGAGGGGGCGGCGGCCUUCCCAGCGGCGGCCCGUCCACCGCCGCCGCCUCGUCCUCCUCCGGCAGCGGCCGGUCCAAAGGGCUGAAGGACAUUCGCAUCGACGAGGAGGUGAAAAUCGCCGUGAACAUCGCUCUGGAGAGGUUCCGAUAUGGGGACCAGCGAGAAAUGGAAUUUCCUUCCUCCUUGACUAGUACUGAAAGAGCCUUCAUUCAUCGACUGAGUCAAUCGCUUGGUCUGAUUUCUAAAAGUAAAGGGAAAGGUGCAAGCAGAUAUCUAACUGUGAAGAAAAAAGAUGGCUCAGAGUUGGCACAUACAGUAAUGACAUGUAAUUUGAUUCCCAACACAAAACAUGCUAUUAGAAGCCUUGUACAGCGAUUUCCUGUCACCAAUAAAGAGCGCACCGAGCUUCUACCGAAGACAGAGAGAGGAAAUGUUUUUGCUGUUGAAGCUGAGAAUAGAGAAAUGAGCAAAACAAGUGGGCGACUUAACAAUGGCAUCCCUCAAAUCCCAGUGAAACGGGGAGAAUCUGAAUUUGAUUCGUUUCGGCAGUCUCUACCAGUUUAUGAAAAGCAGGAUGAAAUUGUUAGAAUUAUUAAAGAAAAUAAAGUUAUAUUGAUUGUGGGGGAAACUGGAUCAGGAAAAACUACUCAGAUUCCCCAGUUUCUACUUGAUGACUGCUACAAAAACGGAAUACCAUGUCGCAUAUUUUGCACUCAGCCAAGACGUUUGGCAGCAAUUGCUGUGGCUGAAAGGGUUGCUGCUGAAAGAAGAGAGAAGAUUGGGCAGACAAUUGGCUAUCAAAUCCGAUUGGAAAGCAGGGUCUCUCCAAAGACACUUUUAACGUUUUGCACUAAUGGUGUAUUACUUCGUACAUUAAUGGCAGGAGAUAGUGCACUGUCAACUGUAACUCAUGUCAUUGUGGAUGAAGUCCAUGAGAGAGAUCGGUUCAGCGACUUCUUGUUAACGAAGUUAAGAGAUACACUACAAAAACACUCGUCAUUGAAACUCAUACUUUCUAGUGCUGCCCUGGAUGUGAACCUCUUUCUCAGAUAUUUUGUAGGCUGUCCAGUGAUAUAUAUACCAGGAAGACCAUUUGAAGUAAAAGAGAUGUUCCUUGAAGACCUACUAAGAAGCACAGGCUACACAAAUAAAGAGAUGAUCAAAUACAAAAAGGAAAAACAGCGAGAGGAAAAACAACAGACAACUCUGACUGAAUGGUAUUCUGCACAAGACAACAGCAAGCCAGAACUGCAGCGCCAGAGAGCAAUACCAAAUGUGGCUGAGGAAUAUGAUCUGUUGGAUGAUGGUGGUGACACAGUGUUCAGUCAGUUGGCUGAAAAAGAUGUCAACUGCCUUGAACCUUGGUUAAUUAAAGAAAUGGAUGCUUGUCUCUCUGAUAUUUGGCUACACAAAGACAUUGAUGCCUUUGCACAGGUGUUCCACCUUAUUUUAACUGAAAAUGUCAGUGUUGACUACAGGCACAGCGAGACAAGCGCAACGACUUUAAUGGUAGCUUCUGGAAGAGGUUUCUUGAGUCAAGUAGAACAGCUGAUUGGUAUGGGAGCAAACAUUCACAUCAAAUCAUCCAAUGGCUGGACAGCUUUGGACUGGGCUAAGCACUUUGGACAGACAGAAGUGGUUGAUCUGUUGGAGUCCUAUUGUGCCUCACUAGAGUCGGGUAAUCUUGAUGAAAGUUCUUUGGUCCAUGCAAAUGCUAGUGAACUCAGUGCAGAAGACAGAGAACUCCUAAAGGCUUAUCAUCACAGCUUUGAUGAUGAAAAAGUGGACCUUGACCUGAUCAUGCACCUGCUAUACAACAUCUGUCACAGCUGUGAUGCAGGAGCGGUUUUAAUUUUCCUUCCUGGAUAUGAUGAGAUUGUUGGCUUGAGGGACCGCAUCAUGUUUGAUGACAAGAGGUUUGCUGAUAAUGCUCACAGGUUCCAAGUUUUUAUGCUGCAUUCAAAUAUGCAGACAUCAGAUCAGAAGAAGGUUCUAAAGACCUCUCCCCCAGGCAUCCGCAAAAUAAUUCUUUCUACAAAUAUUGCCGAAACCAGCAUCACAGUUAAUGAUGUAGUCUUUGUGAUUGACUCUGGAAAAAUGAAGGAGAAGUCCUUUGAUGCAUUGAACUGUGUGACCAUGCUAAAGAUGGUAUGGAUUUCUAAAGCUAGUGCCGUUCAGAGAAAGGGCAGGGCAGGACGUUGUCGACCUGGAAUUUGUUUCCGACUUUUUAGUAGACUCAGAUUUCAAAAUAUGCUGGAAUUUCAGACCCCAGAGUUGCUAAGAAUGCCUCUACAGGAGCUUUGUUUGCAUACAAAAUUGCUAGCUCCCAUCAACUGUCCAAUUGCCGACUUCUUGAUGAAAGCUCCAGAACCACCUCCGGCUUUAAUCAUAAGAAAUGCUGUACAGAUGCUUAAGACAAUAGAUGCUAUGGAUACCUGGGAGGAUUUGACAGAACUUGGCUAUCAUCUGGCUGACUUACCAGUAGAACCUCAUCUUGGCAAAAUGGUGCUGUGUGCUGUUGUUCUGAAGUGCCUGGAUCCUAUUCUGACAAUAGCAUGUACCCUUGCAUAUCGCGACCCAUUCGUGUUACCUACACAGGCCUCUCAAAAGCGUGCAGCCAUGCUGUGUAGAAAAAGAUUUACUGCAGGAACAUUUAGUGACCAUAUGGCUCUUCUCCGGGCUUUCCAGGCAUGGCAAAAGGCGCGAAGCGAUGGCUGGGAACGAGCUUUUUGUGAGAAGAAUUUCCUAUCUCAGGCAACAAUGGAGAUUAUCAUAGGAAUGAGAACACAGCUGCUUGGGCAACUCAGAGCAUCAGGUUUUGUAAGAGCCAGAGGUGGUGGCGACAUAAGAGAUGUUAACACCAACUCUGAGAACUGGGCUGUGGUGAAAGGUGCCUUAGUAGCUGGAAUGUACCCCAACAUAGUUCAUGUUGACAGAGAGAACAUUGUUUUGACUGGGCCAAAAGAAAAAAAAGUUAGAUUUCAUCCUACCUCAGUUCUUAGCCAGCCCCAAUAUAAAAAGAUUCCUCCUGCAAAUGGUCAAGUGGCAGCUAUUCAGGCACUUCCCACGGAUUGGCUCAUAUACGAUGAAAUGACAAGAGCCCACCGCAUAGCCAAUAUCAGGUGCUGCUCAACUGUGACACCAGUCACUGUGGCCCUCUUCUGUGGAUCAGCUAGGUUGCCAAGUAAUGCUUUGCAGGAGCCUUCCUCCUUCAGAGUGGAUGGUGUUCCUAAUGACAGCAGUGAUAGUGAGAUGGAAGACAGAACUACUGCUAACUUGGCUGCCUUGAAACUGGAUGAAUGGCUUCAUUUCAAAUUAGACCCAGAGGCUGCUAGCCUACUCCUGCAAUUGAGGCAGAAAUGGCAUAGUUUAUUUUUACGGCGCAUGAGAGCUCCUUCAAAGCCCUGGUCUCAAGUUGAUGAGGCAACCAUACGAGCAAUCAUUGCUGUUUUAAGCACUGAAGAACAGUCUGCAGGUCUACAGCAGCCUUCAGGAAUUGGGCAAAGACCAAGACCUAUGUCAUCUGAAGAACUUCCUCUAGCAUCUUCAUGGAGAUCAAACACUAGCCGAAAAAGCUCAGCAGAAGCAGAAUUCGCAGAUGAUGCUUUUAAUGCUGAAAGAAAUCCCCCUAAAGCAACUUUAAGCUAUGAUAUAAACAAAGAACAGAACAAUACAAUAUUAAGAGUUCUAAUGAAGUCUGCAUCUCCAGCAUUUCACCAACCCCUGAAAUACAAAGAGAGAAGCGUUUUGCAUUCCAAACGAAGCACAGAUGAUAGGUCAGACCAGUCAUCUGUGAAAUCUACAGACAGCAGCAGUUACCCCAGCCCCUGUGCCAGUCCUUCUCCUCCGUCAUCUGGGAAGGGCUCCAAGUCUCCUUCUCCAAGACCAAAUAUGCCAGUUCGAUACUUCAUUAUGAAAAGCAGCAACCUGAGAAACCUUGAGAUUUCACAGCAGAAGGGGAUUUGGUCUACAACCCCAAGUAAUGAGCGAAAACUGAAUCGAGCCUUUUGGGAAAGCAGUGUUGUUUACUUAGUAUUUUCUGUUCAGGGGUCAGGACACUUUCAGGGCUUUGCUCGAAUGUCUUCAGAGAUUGGACGUGAGAAGAGUCAGGAUUGGGGUUCUACUGGCUUAGGAGGAGUAUUCAAGGUGGAGUGGAUCAGGAAAGAAAGUCUUCCUUUUCAGUUUGCUCAUCAUCUGCUCAACCCUUGGAACGACAACAAGAAAGUACAAAUAAGUCGAGAUGGCCAGGAACUGGAACCUCAGGUUGGUGAGCAGUUGCUACAGCUCUGGGACCGUAUUCCUUUAGGAGAGAGAAACGCUGCUGACUGAAAAUACGACGGGCAACUUUUGAGGUAUACUCUCCAGAUGAGAAUGUGAAUGAAUUUGAAAGUUUUCUAACCCUGUUGGUGAAGCUUAGAGAAAGUAGUAGCUGUUCUCAAGUGGUUAUUGAUGUAAUACUGGAUAGAUCCACACGUCACUUGAUUUUAAGGCUAGGAGAGGGGGAAGUGGAGCUAAAAUAAAGCACCAGGGUGACCGCUGUGGAGGGAGGAUGCAGAGUGGAGGGUCAAUGAGCAGGCAAGUGAAGCAGAAGAUUGCAAGGCCAGUGUAGUAAUUUCCUGUGUUUUAAAAUGCUCUUCCAGAACAAGCUUGAUGUACAGAGUGGUCACUUGAAAAAAAUCACAUUGUCAUUUGCCAAAAUUAAGCAGAAGUUUUUGUUUGACGAAUAAAGACGUAAAACUUUGUUGUUCUCCUCCACAGUUCCACCUCCUGUGAAAUAGAUAAUGUGCUAAGAUCACCAGUGCACCUAAAGAAGGAAAUGCCAGAGGGAAAUGGGCUGCAGGCAUUCAGCAGCACUCCUCUAGCACAGACUAGAUUUGAUGCUGUGUUCUGGUUUGAAGGAAACAACGUGGACUGCUCUUAUUUUCAUUGAGAAGUUUGUUCUUUUUCAUUCACUUUGAAGUUUCAAAUGUUAAGACACCCAAACUCCAAAUGGUGGGUCACCAAAGCAGACCGAAUCUGCUGUUGAAAUUUUACCAGUGUUGUAAUUUAAAGCAGUAGGUCUGUGAACAAUGAGUAAUAUUCAUCUUGAUAGAAUCCUGUUCCAACAAGGCUCAAGGGAAAAUAAAUGGAGGUACAGCUUCGAAGUUGAAAGGCUUGUGAACACCUUCUGCUACUGGACCAAAACAAUGAGUAGACAUAUCAGUGAAAAGGGCCACCUCCACUCAGAUUAAAUCCAAUUUAAAUGACGAGUGCCUUUUGUCAGAAAGCUGGCUUUGGGGUGUUUUAAUUUUGACCAUAUUCUGUGUCCAUUAUGCACUUGCAGAAAUGGGGAUGGAUUUCCUAAUUCUUUGCUCGUAGUGGGUGCAUCAGGAGCAGCCUCUUCAGUUUUGAAGGAAAGGGCACUUUAAGGAACCAUUUUUUUAUUAGCCUUCCUCUUAAAACAAUCACCAGCAACUUUUUUCUCCUUCCCAAAAUUGCCUACAAGUAGUGUGCACUUUUGAUUUUCUUUUUCACUUGCCAUAUUUCUUUUGACUUGAUUUGUCUAAAUAGCUCCCUUCUACAUUGUGCAAAUAUAUAAUCUGUUGUACUUUGUUUGUACAGCUCCCCACUCAGUCUCUUUUCUGUAGUUUUGUUUUUUAAAAGCACGAUGGCCAAAUCGGCUUUUCUGCAGAGCAUUUGAACAGGGAUGGUUUAAGUUUAAUUACUGAGCAGUCUUCUAAGUUAAGAAUGUUAAAAAGGCAAUUCUUCGCCACAAACCACUAAUAAAAGGAUAAAACUACAGUGGAUUAACUUUUACAUGAAUUUGGGAUUUGAAUUUCUUGACUUUUGCAUUUCAUUGUUAAGGGUUUUUUUUACAUUUUCAUGUAUAGAUUGACUUAUUUGUGAUUUUUGAGCAUGUGUAAUUGGUGUUCCUCUGUACAUCUCAUCACAUUUUCUUGUUAAUUUUUACUAACUAAUGCCAGUCAGUUACCAGUUUACCAGUUUUAAGUUGGAAAUAAGAUGUAUUUAGAAUAAAGCCAUUUUGUUUUUAGCUGAUUGGUGUUUUGGAGCAAUUUAUACAGCAGAGAGUAACCUGUUAUCAAAGCACUAUAUCUACCUAGAACUACCGGUAGUUCUUCACCUCUGAUUGUUAAAUUGCAUUCAUUGUCAGGUUGUAUAUAGCAACAAUAAUUAUUCUGUUCUAGUUCUUCUGCACAUGUACAAACUUCAGUAACCUAAUAUAGCUUAACAAGGAAAUUAGGAAGAAGGCUGUCUUACAUGUUUCUUCAAGAUCAGGAUUCAGGUGCAGCUAUUCUCAGGUACAAAGGAAAUGUGGUCAGUUACAUGCUUUUUUGCUAUAGGCUGGAUAUUUCUAAAGCACAAAAUAAUACUAAGUUAUAUGAAAAUACAGUGUCAGCAUGGUUGGGUUGUAUGUGCAUUCCUCCCCUAAAUAAAGUUUACAUGCACACAG
Messenger RNA from Lacerta agilis (Sand lizard), 6600 nucleotides. It is a transcript of the gene YTHDC2, whose product is annotated as YTH domain containing 2. NCBI's taxonomy places the organism in Eukaryota, Metazoa, Chordata, Lepidosauria, Squamata, Lacertidae. Gene Ontology annotation, cellular component: intracellular anatomical structure. The record is from RefSeq and is a predicted model, not a curated record. Bases 114 to 4478 code for a protein of 1454 amino acids. Gene Ontology annotation, molecular function: RNA binding; ATP binding. The transcript is spliced from 30 exons.